This is a messenger RNA of Linum tenue, 1274 nucleotides long. The record is from the annotation of a GenBank genome assembly. NCBI's taxonomy places the organism in Eukaryota, Viridiplantae, Streptophyta, Magnoliopsida, Malpighiales, Linaceae.
GAAAAUUAAAAAAAAAAAAAAGAAAUGGACGAGAAGGCAGACAGCAAACGCCUGUGAAUGUGAAUCAUCAUCAGUCGGGGGAAAAGGAACCGCAUCAUCGUCGAAGCGUCCUCUUCCUUCAACGAUUUACACGAACUCGAAACGGAAGAGGAGAGGAGGGAAAGGAAAGUUGAUAGUCUCUUCGUUCCAUUCGUUUUUCGCAAUCGGGAAUCGCAGUAGUACUUGAAGAGUUGAAGUUCGCCAAAUCGGAAUCUCACUACCGAGCAAGAUCCGAAAGAAACCCAGCGUCCAAGAUUUUCCGCCGGGAAUCUGAAACGGGAAGACAUACGCAAUGUCGUACGCUUAUCUCUUCAAGUACAUUAUCAUUGGGGACACAGCAUUUUCCGCUAUUGGUAGAUAGUACUACUACUCCUGGGUUGUUUGUUUUGUGUUUUAUUGAAGAAUGGAUGCGUGGGUCUUUGUUGAUUACUGCAGGAGUUGGGAAGUCAUGUCUGCUUCUGCAAUUCACUGACAAGAGAUUUCAGCCAGUUCAUGACUUGACUAUUGGUGUUGAAUUCGGAGCUAGAAUGAUCAAUAUCGAUAACAAACCGAUCAAGCUGCAAAUAUGGGACACGGCUGGUCAAGAGUCAUUCAGAUCCAUUACAAGGUCUUAUUACCGAGGAGCUGCUGGAGCACUUCUUGUCUAUGACAUUACCAGGAGGGAAACAUUCAACCACUUGGCCAGCUGGUUGGAGGACGCAAGGCAGCAUGCGAACUCCAACAUGACCAUAAUGCUUAUUGGUAACAAGUCUGACCUCGCGCAUAGAAGAGCUGUGAGUGCAGAGGAAGGGGAGCAGUUUGCCAAGGAGAAUGGUCUUGUGUUCAUGGAAGCCUCCGCCAAAACCGCCCAGAAUGUUGAGGAGGCAUUCAUAAACACUGCCGGAAAGAUCUACAAGAAGAUUGAGGAUGGGGUUCUCGACAUAUCAAAUGAGUCAUAUGGGAUCAAGCUUGGCUAUGGAGGACAGUCUGGACCAUCUGCUGGAAGUGGCUCAGCUACUCAAGGAGCACCUUGUUGCGGCUAAAUUUAGGAGCUUUAAAUAUCUUUGGAUUCUCUUUCGCUCUUCAUAGGCUCUCUAGUAAUGUUGUUUUGUUACUCUACUUGGAUCUUGCUGUAAACUUAGAAUUGGGCAUUUCAAAGCCUUAUACAAGUGAAAUAGUUGAAUAAAUCAAACCAAUGUGAAUUAGAAACUAUCUUCUUCAGAAAAGGAUUGCAAACGCAUUGCGUUUUACACAGA